Molecule: messenger RNA, 699 nt
Organism: Alternaria ventricosa
Lineage: Eukaryota; Fungi; Ascomycota; Dothideomycetes; Pleosporales; Pleosporaceae
Exons: 1
Coding region: 1-699 (232 amino acids)
Source: RefSeq, a predicted model, not a curated record
AUGUCUACAACCACAUCCCACAGCUCCGCCACCGCGCGCGAUGCCACAAACUACUCCUACGAUCUCAGCAACGCGAUAUACGGCGCUUUCCCCAGCUGCGCGACCGAUAUCUCGCCGCGCAGAUCACGCGCCGCAUCUCCAGCGUCUGCAUCAAAUUCUUCAAAGAAGCGCACAGGCACGAAUACUGCAAACACUGCCACUACCACAAACCGCACACUCUGCCGCCAAGCCAUAAGUCUGCACCGCGAAAACGCGCCCCCAACCUGGCUGCCCGCACCAAACCCCACCAACAAAAGAAGUGCGCUCGCGAGAAGACAGCAAGGACAGCACGGCAUGAAUAUCCAUGCGAGCACGUGCCUCAACCUCAAUGCCAGUGCCGAAGAAGAGAGUUCUGAAGCGGAUCUGUGGAUCUUGCCUGAGCUUGAUGAUUGGGAAGAGGAUGAGACUGAGACUGAGUCUACGAUUCUGACGCCUUCGUCAUCUGCGGAGUUGGACGCCGAGAGACCAGCGACUGGAGGACCGGAGAACAAAUGGGCCGGAGUCUUACGCCGUGCUGCCAACUCGAAUCUUGAACGCCUAAGGACGAGGAUGGAGGGCGAGGGGUGGGAUUUCGUCAAGCCCGCCAAUCAGGACGACGAGGAUUUGGAUGAUGAGGAAUUCGACGUGGUCAUUCUGUCCGAAAGGGCGAGGAAUGAGUAA